Molecule: messenger RNA, 3308 nt
Organism: Anopheles coustani
Lineage: Eukaryota; Metazoa; Arthropoda; Insecta; Diptera; Culicidae
Gene: Mdr49
Product: multidrug resistance protein homolog 49
Exons: 7
Coding region: 16-3237 (1073 amino acids)
Biological process (GO): transmembrane transport
Cellular component (GO): membrane
Molecular function (GO): ATP binding; ABC-type transporter activity; ATP hydrolysis activity
Source: RefSeq, a predicted model, not a curated record
UUCACAUACCUGGUGAUGUCAUUCGUGAUAUCUGUGAUAUUUUCGUUCUUCUACGGAUGGAAGCUGACGCUCGUGAUUCUCAGCUGCGCCCCGAUCAUAAUCCUCGCGACGGCGUGCGUUGCCAAGAUGCAAAGUACGCUCACGGAGAAGGAACUGAAGGCGUAUUCGUCGGCCGGUGCCGUGGCGGAGGAAGUGCUGGGCAGCAUCCGGACGGUGGUGGCGUUCGGUGGCGAGCGGAAAGAACUUGAUCGUUACCGAUCGCGGCUGACCAGUGCGGAGUAUAAUGGUCGCCGGAAGGGACUUUUCUCCGGUAUCGGUGGUGGGAUCAUGUGGUUCAUCAUCUACUGCUGCUACGCUCUGGCGUUCUGGUACGGAAUCAGCCUGAUCCUGGACGAUCGUGGUAAGGACGUGAAGGACUACACGCCGGCCGUGCUGAUCAUCGUACUGUUUGGUGUGCUGGCUGGAGCGCAAAAUUUGGGUCUGUCCUCUCCUCACCUGGAAGCAUUCUCCACUGCGAAGGGUUCGGCGGCGACGAUCUUCUCCGUGAUCGAUCGUAAGCCAGAAAUUGAUUCGCUGGGCGACGCCGGCCUACGACCCGGAUCGGUCAAGGGAAAUAUAAGCUUCUCGAACGUCUACUUCCGCUAUCCGGCACGGAAUGAUGUGACGGUGCUGCAGGGGUUGAAUCUGGAAAUCAAGACGGGCCAAACGGUGGCACUAGUUGGACCGUCCGGUUGUGGAAAGUCCACCUGCUUGCAGUUGAUCCAGCGGUUGUACGAUCCUUUGAGUGGUUCGGUAACGAUCGAUGGCACGAAAGUGAGCGAGCUGAACAUCGGUUGGUUGCGCUCGAUGAUCGGACUCGUCGGUCAAGAACCGGUGCUGUUUGCCACCACCAUUGCAGACAACAUACGCUACGGUAACCCGGCCGCCAACCAAAGCGAAAUCGAGACGGCUGCCAAGAUUGCAAACUGUCACAGCUUCAUCAUGAAGCUGCCCAACGGAUAUGGAACGUUGAUCGGUGAACGAGGUGCGCAGCUAUCCGGUGGUCAGAAGCAACGGAUUGCCAUCGCACGCGCUCUGGUGCGCAAUCCCAAGAUUCUCCUGCUGGACGAGGCCACCUCAGCGCUGGAUCCGAACUCGGAGCGUCGUGUACAGGACGCACUGGAACGGGCCAGCAAGGGACGCACAACGCUGGUAGUCUCGCACCGGCUGUCGACGAUCACGAACGCCGAUAAGAUCGUGUACAUUGACAAGGGAGUGGUGAUGGAACAGGGUACGCACGAUGAGCUUAUGGCAGCACGUGGCCUGUACUAUGAGCUGGUGGUUGCGAGUGGUUCCCAGAAGACGGCUGACGAGGAAGACUGCGGCGUGAAGGGUGUUUCCGCGAUACGCCAGGAUUCGGUCGAGGACGCGGAGUCAUCCGAUGACGAAUCGGACAGUGGCAAGUCGGACGAAAAGAACGAAGAAGCCGAUGAGGAAGUGUACCCGCUGUCGGUGAUGCGACUGCUGAAGCUUAACUCUCCCGAGUGGCAUUACAUUCUGUUUGGUUGUGCCGCGGCGAUAGUCGUUGGUGCCUCUUUUCCGGCCUUUGCAGUACUCUUCGGAGAAAUGUAUGGCAUACUUUCCGUCGCCGAUCCCGAGUUCGUCAAGAAAGAGUCGGAGUUCUACUCGUUCCUGUUUCUCGUACUUGGCCUCGUCACCGGUCUCGGAACGUUCCUCCAGACGUACCUGUUCAACAUUGCCGGCGUACGGCUAACGUCGCGCCUUCGCCAGAAGUCCUUCAAGGCGAUCGUAAGCCAGGAGAUGGCAUGGUUCGAUGAAAGUCGCAACGCCGUCGGUGCUCUCUGUGCGCGUCUCUCGGGCGAUUGUGCCAGUGUGCAGGGUGCGACUGGAACACGCAUCGGGUCACUCCUGCAAGCCGCUUCGACCAUCUGCAUCGGCGUAGGAAUCUCGUUCUUCUACUCCUGGAAUCUGACACUCGUCUCGAUCGUCGCCAUUCCGGUGACGUUGGCAUCGAUUACGCUCGAGUCACGCUACACCCAGACAAGCGGCCUAAAGGAGAAGCAAUCGCUCGAGGGUGCAACCAAGCUGGCGGUCGAAGCCAUCUCGAACAUCCGAACGGUGGCGAGCUUGGGCCAGGAGAAGCACGUCCUGGAGCGGUACAGUACCGAGACGCUUAAAGUUGAUGCUGCUUGUCGCAAAAAGACCCGACUCCGGGGUACGGUUUUCGCUCUCGGACAGGUGAUGCCAUUCGCCGGCUAUGGUCUGGCGCUGUUUUAUGGUGGUAAGCUGGUCUCCGAGAAGGAACUGGAGUACAAGGAUGUAAUCAAGGUUUCGGAGGCGCUCAUCUUUGGUGCCUGGAUGUUGGGACAAGCGUUGGCGUACGCACCGAAUGUGAACUCGGCCGUUCUCUCGGCUGGACGUUUGAUGAAGUUGCUUGAUCGUACCCCGAGGAUGCACAAUCCAACCACAUCUUAUCAUUCACUUUCGCAGCGCACUGAAGGAGAUAUCAAGUUCACCGAUGUAGAGUUCCGGUACCCGACGCGUCCAACGGUGCCCGUACUUCAAGGACUAAACUUAGACAUCGGGAAGGGUCAGACGGUGGCACUGGUCGGCCCGUCGGGUUGUGGAAAGUCUACCUGCAUACAGAUGCUUCUUCGCUACUACGACCCUGACAAUGGCAAGGUGGAUAUUGAUGGCGUUACUUCGACGGACUACUCGCUAAGCCGAAUCCGCUCCCAAAUGGGCCUGGUAUCGCAGGAACCCGUUCUGUUCGAUCGUACGAUCGCCGAGAACAUCGCGUACGGUGACAACACGCGCGACAUCCCGAUGCCGGAGGUUAUCGAGGCGGCAAAGAUGGCCAACAUCCACGAGUUCAUCGUUAACCUGCCCAAGGGCUACGACACCAGCCUCGGCAGCAAGGGUGCCCAGCUGUCCGGUGGUCAGAAGCAACGUAUAGCAAUCGCCCGGGCGUUAGUACGAAACCCGCGAGUGCUGCUGCUAGACGAGGCCACCUCCGCCCUCGACAACCAGAGUGAAAAGAUUGUACAGAACGCACUGGAUCAUGCGCGCACCGGACGCACGUGCAUCAUCAUUGCCCACCGAUUGACCACCAUACAGAACGCGAACCUGAUCUGCGUCAUCCAGAACGGCGUGGUCGUUGAGUCCGGGACGCACGAUGAGCUGAUGGCGCGAAGUAAAAUCUAUGCCAAACUCUACCAGAUGCAGCAGGUGGCAUAAGGCAGACACUAACGUGGUUGCCAGUGUUCCUAUACGCGGUGCUUCUUGCCGUGUCGUUUGCCUGUGGGUUC